AUGUUUCCAUUUCCAUUUCACAUUCAGAUCCCAUGUAUUCUUCAAGAAGAGUCAUUCAAUCAAAAUCAAUCACAAACGACCAGUUUAACCAUAUCAGCUGAAAUGAAAUUUUUACCGAAUGAUUCUUAUGAUCAUACUAAUACUACUAGUACUACUACUACUACUAAUAAUAAUAAAUCAAUGUUAAUGAUCCAUUCCACAGUAUCUUCAUCAUCGCCAUCCUCCUCCUCAUCUCCAUCAUUAUCAUUCAACAGGGCGAAAUCUUUAACGCCCACAUUUCACGAUGAUGCAAUUCGUAUCACUUUUAAUGAUUUCCUACAAAAUUCUCAUGAAUAUCAGAUAAAAGAGAUUGACAUGUUCAAUAAAUUGUAUCAAGCGGAUUCAUCGAAUAUUGUUAAUCAUAAUAACAAUAAUAAUGACAAUCAGUGUGUUGAAGAUACUGAUGACGAUAAUCCUGUCGGCGGUCAUCAUCAUCAUCAUGAUCGUAAUGAUCAUGAUGGCGAUGGCGAUGAGGAUGAUGGCGACGAGGAUAAUGUGGAACAAACUAAAGAUUAUCAUCCAACUGAACAUUCAACAGAACAAUCAUAUUCUCAAUUGAAUAUUUAUAAACAUUCAAUCAGUCAAUGUGAUUAUGAAAAUAAUGAUUGUGAUACAGUGUGUUUAAAUGAAAUCACUGGUAACAAUCCACAUCACCAACAGCGGCAUCAGCAUCAUCGUCAUUCUGAGCAUCAGGCGACUUUUUAUUCACCCACUCAUGACUCCACGGAUAUGAUGAUGCCAUUAAUGAAAAAAUCUCGACUUAGUUCAUUAACAGAUCAAACAAAUCCAUCUCAAUCACAUCAUAUAAAUGAGACAAUUACAUCUGUAUGUACGCCGAUUGUAACCACAACAGGACCACCACCAACAACAACAACCUCAAUAGACUUUGGAAUCACUACUGCCAUGUUAUCAAAUGAAAAUAAUCCCGCAAAAUUAUGUAGACAAGAAAAUGAAUUUCUCGUCAAUCAUAUCAAUGAUAAUCAAAUUCAUUUAGAAAAUAAUAUGAAUUAUAAAUUUACAGGAUUUCCACCUUGUUUUCAAUAUCCUCAUCAAUAUCAUAUAAAUUAUCAAAGUAGUAAUAAUAGUAAUAAUAAUUGUACCACCACUAUGGAUCAACAUUUAUCUUCUUAUCCCCUAAACAAUUUACAAUCCAAUCAUCAUGAUAAAAAUUACACAACAUGUCACAACAUGCCACCGUUACAAAAUUAUUUUCCUUCAUUUGCUUAUAAUAAUCGUUUUGCAUGUUAUCCUAAUGAUGGUAUACAUGAAAAAAUUAUUCAUGAUAAUAAUCAUUCAAAACUAACUGAUUCAUUUCAUUUAAACAAUGAACGCGGAGCGUUACAUCAUUCACUAUUGAAUCGAGACAAUAUUGUAGAAUAUUUGCAUAAAUCCAAUGGGAAUACAGCAGCAGUAUUAUCGAAUAAUAAUAAUAGUGGUUUACUGAUUGCACAUAGAAAUUCACCUCAUACUAAUAAUAAUAAUAGCGUUACAACUAGUGAAGAAAAGUUAUCGAACAAUCGACAUAUGAUACCUUCAUUGCAUCCACCGACUCUUACUACACCACUCAAUGGAAAUAAUCAUAAUAAUCCUAUGAUAUUUCCACCUGCAAUAACUAAUUUACCAGCAGUAAAUCAUACCAAUUCAUUGACAAUGUCAUCGUAUACAAGAAAUUCAAAUGAUUGUGAUGAUAAUUUGCCGAAAAUGAACAAUUUAAAUUGGACAUCGAACAAUAAUACAUUAUCUCAUUCUUAUAGAGGACAAACAGGGUAA
This is a messenger RNA of Schistosoma turkestanicum, 1809 nucleotides long. NCBI's taxonomy places the organism in Eukaryota, Metazoa, Platyhelminthes, Trematoda, Strigeidida, Schistosomatidae. The record is from the annotation of a GenBank genome assembly.